Puma concolor (puma) is the source of this 222-nucleotide messenger RNA. Lineage: Eukaryota; Metazoa; Chordata; Mammalia; Carnivora; Felidae. The record is from RefSeq and is a predicted model, not a curated record.
AUGUGUUGUAACUACAGCAACUCCUGUGGCUAUGGCUGCGGAUAUGGCUAUGGUUGUGGAUGCGGUCCCUAUUAUGGCUGUGGUUAUGGCCUGCGUUAUGGCUGUGGCUAUGGCUCCUGCUGUGGCUAUGGCACCGGAUAUGGCUGUGGCUAUGGCUAUGGCUCCAACUGCUGUGGCUACCGGCCAUUUUUCUAUAGAAGAUGUUAUUCCUCUUGCUGGUAG